AUGCGGGGCGAGACGCUACGGGAGAGCAUCAAGCGUCACGAGCACUUCCUGGCUCUCCGGCUAGGACUGGGCCCUGGCAUGAAGUGUCGUGCCUCAGUCAUUCCUCCUCUCCACACCUCGCCUCACUCCUUCCUCCUCUUUGCACCUCGGUUCUUUGCUCCUCCUCGCCCUCAGGUGCUGGAUGUGGGGUGCGGCAUCGGUGGGCCGUUGAGAGAAAUCGCACUAUUCAGCGGAGCCACGGUAACGGGGCUCAACAACAACGAGUACCAGAUCUCCCGCGGCAAGGUGCUGAACAGGCGGCACCGAGCACUGGAGGCGUGCGGGUUCAUAAAGGCGGACUUCAUGAGCAUCCCCGUGCCUGACGCUUCCUUCGACGCCGUCUAUGCCAUCGAAGCCACUUGCCACGCCCCCGACGCCGUGGGGUGCUACAGCGAGGUGAAGCGAGUGCUGAAGCCAGGGCAGUGCUUUGCGGCCUACGAGUGGUGCCUCACAGAUGCCUACGACCCCAACAACCCCCAGCACCAGGAGGUCAAGAGGGAGGUGGAGCUGGGCAACGGGCUGCCAGACAUCCGCACCACGGCGCAGGUCCGCCAGGCGCUGCUGGACGCGGGCUUUGAGUUGCUGGAAUCAGCGUAUCUGACGGAGACAGCGGAGGUGGCGUGGCACGCUCUCCUUGCCUCUUGCCCCAUCACUUCUUCUCCUACACUCUCCUCCCUUCCCCUCACAGCUGCUGGAGGCAGCAGACCUGACGGAGACAGCGGAGGUGGCGUGGCACAAGCCGCUGGACCCCAGCUAUUUCUCGCUCUCGCAGUUCAAGCUCACCCGCCUCGGCCGCUUCCUCACCACCACCCUCGUGCGCUCUCCUUGCCCAUGCGUGCAUUAAGAAUCUGUCCUUUCGCCUCUUCUCUACCUUGCCUUCCUCAUGCAUCACCUUCCACUUCCUCACACCAUCUUCUUGCUAUGCCUCUUGCGGUGCAAGUGCUGGAGAGGCUGCAGAUUGCGCCAGCUGGCAGCUACCGUGUGCAGAAGUUUCUGGAGAGAGGGGCCGAUGCCCUCGUGGAGGGCGGCAAGUGA
This is a messenger RNA of Closterium sp. NIES-65, 1074 nucleotides long. Lineage: Eukaryota; Viridiplantae; Streptophyta; Zygnematophyceae; Desmidiales; Closteriaceae. The record is from the annotation of a GenBank genome assembly.